UACUUUGCCUUGCCGUUGAGAUUGCCGAUUCUAUACGCUUCUGAGUUACAGAGAAAUGUAUAAUUUUAAAAACUAAUAAUAAAAGAUUCAAUUCAAUUGCGGAUUCCUUUGAUUCACAAUUCUAAACUUGCCCAGUAUUCUGGUUGUCAUGGGGGAAGCUGGAAGCCCUAGAACAAGCACAGAAUCAAGAAGCCCAUUGAUGAUGUGCUUUUUUCAGGCGCGGAAUGACAGUGUAGGGGAUGAUAGGCUCAUUCCUCCACUGUUGACGUCUGUACCAGCUCUCAAUGAAGCUGCAUCUUACCUUGUUCAAACAACUUCAUUACUAACGCGCUGUUUCACUGAUUAUUCUGUGGAACAUUCUCCUAGACAUUCUGGGAAUUCUACACACGCACAGGAAUUGGUGACAUUUUCUUCUGCACAAACUGAGGAAUUUCCGGAUGGUGAUUGUGCAUCUUCACGUCAAAACCAUUCAACAUUUCCUGAACCAUCUACAUCCAUUAAACCAUCUACGUCUGCCACUGCUGCACCUUCUAUCCAAAUAACAAGAACCUCUUCAGAUGGCCCAUCCCAAAAUAAUAGUGCGAUUGUACCAUCAAGUCAUAGUGGGCAGAAUGGAAUUUCCAUUUUUCAAGGACUAAUUGAGCGAGCAAGGAGGACUGUUCGUGGAUCUGCUGAUGAUAUAGGAUGGAUGCAACGUGCUUCAGGAAUGCCUCCAGUUGAGGAUGGAACGGGAAGGUUUAUGGAAGUACUUGAUAAUAUAAGGCAUGGUCUGCACAAGUUGCCAAAUUCAAUGGUCUACUUGUUGGUUCCAGGUCUUUUCAGUAAUCAUGGACCACUUUAUUUUGUCAACACGAAAGUGCGUUUCUCUAAGAUGGGUCUAACUUGUCACAUUGCCAGGAUUCACAGCGAAGCUUCGGUUGAGAAAAAUGCCAGAGAGAUAAAAGAAUACAUUGAAGAAAUCUAUUGGGGUUCAAAUAAACGUGUCAUGCUUCUUGGGCAUAGUAAAGGAGGAAUAGAUGCAGCUGCUGCUUUAUCAUUGUAUUGGUCUGAUUUGAAGGAUAAGGUAGCUGGAUUGGUAUUAGCACAAAGUCCAUAUGGUGGUAGCCCAAUAGCUUCUGAUAUUUUACGUGAAGGGCAGCUUGGUGAUUAUGUUAAUGUGCGGAAGCUUAUGGAGAUUAUAAUCUGUAAAGUGCUUAAGGGUGACAUGCAAGCUUUAGAAGACUUGACAUAUGAGAGGAGGAAGGAAUUCUUGAUGAAGCACCAUUUGCCGAGAGAACUUCCUGUUGUAUCGUUCCACACAGAAGCUGGUAUUAGCCCUGCUGUUCUAGCCACACUCUCCCAUGUUUCUCAUGCAGAGUUACCACUAGUUGGCGAACCAGCAAAACUCCCUGUGGUGAUGCCCCUUGGUGCUGCAAUGGCUGCAUGCGCCCAGUUACUUCAAAUCAGGUAUGGUGAGAAGAGUGAUGGGCUGGUCACAUGUCGUGAUGCAGAAGUCCCUGGAUCUAUUGUAGUGCGUCCCAAACGUAAAUUGGACCAUGCUUGGAUGGUGUACUCGUCAUUAAAUGAUGACCCAUCCGAAGCAGAUGCUUCUCAAGUGUGCGAAGCUUUAUUGACGUUACUCGUUGAAGUCGGCCAAAAGAAGAGACAUGAACUUGCAAUGAAGGAUGAGUGAGCUUCAUAAGGUUUAUGCCUUUCAUCUGAUUGCUGUGUUGUUUCUGUACAUUUAAUUAAAAAAAUACUAAUAAGUGGCUUUUGAGGCCAUCUAAAAUUGUAAAUAUACUAUCCUGUUUCACAAAAAAUAUUGUAAAAUUGUAGUUUUUUUUUCUCCCUUUUA
This is a messenger RNA of Jatropha curcas, 1834 nucleotides long. RefSeq names its product alpha/beta-Hydrolases superfamily protein. The record is from RefSeq and is a predicted model, not a curated record. NCBI's taxonomy places the organism in Eukaryota, Viridiplantae, Streptophyta, Magnoliopsida, Malpighiales, Euphorbiaceae.